AGGAUGAGUAUUUUGUUGAUGACACCAUGUACAAGUUGACCAUAAAAAAGAUGGGAAAGUUACAUCGGGACUUUAGAAACCGAUUGAGGACUGGCUUUUUUUAUAAGACACGACCAGUUGGACAGGAUAGUGGUGAAGCUUAUGUGAAGUAUAAAGGCAUUUUGACACAAGAUGUGUGGGAGGAUUUUAUCGCUAGGAGCAUGACUCCGGAGUUUCAGGAAUUAAGUGAUAAAAACAAACAAGCUGCGUUACUGAAUAUUUACCCUCACCAUAUGGGUCGCUCCGGAUAUGCACUUUCCAUACCGAAAUGGAAAGAUCAAGGAUUAC
This is a messenger RNA of Cuscuta europaea, 327 nucleotides long. Lineage: Eukaryota; Viridiplantae; Streptophyta; Magnoliopsida; Solanales; Convolvulaceae. The record is from the annotation of a GenBank genome assembly.